Sarcophilus harrisii (Tasmanian devil) is the source of this 1257-nucleotide messenger RNA. RefSeq names its product beta-1,3-galactosyltransferase 1-like. Lineage: Eukaryota; Metazoa; Chordata; Mammalia; Dasyuromorphia; Dasyuridae. The transcript has a single exon. The record is from RefSeq and is a predicted model, not a curated record. Gene Ontology annotation, molecular function: N-acetyl-beta-D-glucosaminide beta-(1,3)-galactosyltransferase activity. Gene Ontology annotation, cellular component: membrane.
AUGAAUCAUAUUUAAGCAAAGAAGAUUUGGAAAUUAUAAAACAUGGCUCAUGAGAAAAAAGGCAUAUUGUAUUCUUGGCCCUCUGUGAAACUAUGUCUCUUGAUUAGUGUCAUUUGCUCAGGGAUUAUUUACUUCUUUUUCACACCUCAAGCUGCUAAAACAUCAAUCAUAGCAACAAAGGAACUAAUCUUCAAUUCAGCAAAGAUUCCAUUCCAAGGAAUAUCCUUGCCCCAUGAGGCCACAAGAGAAAAACACCUUCUUAAAAGUAAUGAAAAUAUUACAACCCAGAAGCUACAACUCACCACAUUAUCCCAUGAGAAGGCCAAUAAAACAACUUCAAAAAAUGAGGGCAAGUACAAGGACCCUGUACCAUACAAAUUUCUAAUCCAGGAGGAAGACAAAUGUAAAAAGUCUGCUCCAUUCUUGGUGUUUUUAAUAUGUACCAAAGAAGAUGAAAAAUUAAGAAGGGAUAAUAUUAGAAAAACUUGGGGGAAUGAAAGUCUGGUACCAGGAUUUUCUGUGGUUCGUUUAUUUAUGCUAGGUGUCCAGAAGCAAGGCUCUACUGAAGAAAUAAGGAAAGAAAGUAGGAUGUAUCGGGACAUCAUUCAACAGGAUUUUCAAGACACCUAUUAUAACCUAACCCUCAAAGUCUUGAUGGGCAUGAAAUGGGUUUCUUCUUAUUGUCCUAAUGCACAUUUUGUCAUGAAAACAGAUUCUGAUAUGUUUGUUAAUACUAAUUACCUAAUUCAAAAGCUAUUAGUUACAAUAUCAACCUCAGAUCAUUAUUUUACUGGUUUUCCUAUGAGGAAAUGUCAUCCUAUAAGGAACAGUGGGAACAAAUGGUAUAUGCCUCUUGACCUAUACCCUGGAGAAAUCUACCCAGAUUUUUGCUCUGGAACUGGAUAUGUGUUCUCUGGAAGUCUGGCUACCAUGAUAUACAAGGUAUCUUUUGGUAUAAAAGUAUUACACUUGGAAGAUGUGUAUGUGGGUCUCUGCCUUCAGAAAAUUGGAGUUGUGGUGUCAUCACCACCAAGAAUUUCAUUAUUUAAUCCAUUUAAAGUUCCCUUUAAUCCUUGUGUCUAUAACAACCUUAUCACAUCCCAUUAUAUUUCUCCCAAUGAAUUGCUUAUUUUUUGGAAUCUAAUACAAAAGAAAAAACAUGAUUGUUCUCAAAUUUCAACUGGCAAUCUUCCUCCCUUUAUUUUUUUUUCCCAGUUAAGCAGAAGAAUCAGUCAUCAGCAAAGGAAUUCUAUUUAG